UUCCCUGGAGCAGCCUCUCUCCGCCUGCACAGGCUCAGCCCGGCCUCGGGACCGAAGGCAAGACCCACCUCCUCCCUUCCGCGCCCUGGGGCUUGGGCUGGGUCGGGAUUUUUCACUUUCCCGGAGGCAGGACUUUCCUCGCAGUUCAGUCUCGGCGGGGCCGGCGGCGAUGGCCCACGGCGAGGGCGACCCCGGCGUGUUCACGGCCACGGCCCUGCCCGGGGACCCGCGGCUGCUGCCCACGGUGACCAACGCCUUCCUGGGCACCCGCGUGUUCCGGGACAUCCUGCACGCCGCCGGCGUGUACAGCGGGGCCGCGGGGGACACGCACCGCGCCGAUGUCCCCAGCCCCCUGGGGCUGCGCAUGGCAGCGCCCGGCGCCCACUGCCCGGCCCAGAGCUUCACCCUCGACACCUGGACAGGGACCUUCAGCCACACGAUUCAGUGCCCUGGCUACACGACCACCCACCAGCUCUAUGCCCACCACUCCCUGGUCCACCUGAUGGCCUUCAGCAUCACCGUCCGGCGCUUGGACAGCUCCACUCAUCCCGUCACUGUCCAGCUCCAGAGCCUGUUCGUGCCGCAGAGCCAGGACCUGGACCUGACCCCAGGGCCAGACUUCCAGGGAGCGCACUACAUCUACGGGCAGACGCUGGUUCCCGAGGUGGAGGGCGGCCCCCGUCCCACUGUCCACAUGCUAUGGACCCCCAUCCCACAGUCGCUGACGCUGGGCGGGGAGGAGCGGGAGCGGUGCUGGGAGUUCCUGGCGGCCGUGGCCGGGAGCGAGGAGGAGGCGAAGCGGAGCUACAGCGCGGGGCUGGCCCUGGUGGCCGCGGGGUCCCUGCACCGCUCCCACAUCCGCGCCUGGGCCGCGCUGCGCCGGGGCUGCUCCGUGGAGCUGGACGGGCCCCCGGCCCUGCGCCAGGCGCUCCACGGCUGCCUCUACUACCUGCUGAGCGCCGUCCCGCCCCAGGACAGCCCCGGAGUCCCGUUCCACGGCAUCAGCCCCGGCGGCUUGUCCAACGGCACCCGCGGCGAGGACUACUGGGGACACGUCUUCUGGGACCAGGACACCUGGGUGUUCCCGAACAUCCUGCUGCUGUAUCCCGCGGCUGCCCGCGCCGUCCUGCAGUACCGGCUGCGCACGCUGGAGGGCGCCAGGCGCAACGCGCAGGAACAGGGCUACGAGGGUGCAAAGUUCCCGUGGGAGAGCGCGGCCACUGGCCGGGAGGUGUGUCCUGAGGAGAUCUACGGAGCCCAGGAAAUCCACGUCAGCGGGGAUGUCCUGAUGGCCUUCGAGCAGUAUUACUGCACCACGCAGGACCAGCAGCUGUUCCGGGAGGACGGGGGCUGGGAGCUGGUGGAAGCCGUGGCUCAGUACUGGUGCAGCAGGAUGGAGUGGAGUGAGGAGGAGCAGCUCUACCACAUCAGAGGUGUCAUGCCCCCAGACGAGUACCACAGCCAGGUCGAUAACUCUGCCUUCACCAACGCCGUGGCCCGGCGCAGCUUAAAUUUUGCCGCUGCCCUGGCUCAGGACCUGCUGCUCCCGGUGCCGGAGGAGUGGGAGGACCGUGCCAGGAAAAUCAAAGUGCCCUUUGACGAGGAGAGGAAAUACCACCCUGAGUACGAUGGCUACAGCCCAGCCCUGUCCCCAGGUGAGCCAGUGAAACAGGCCGACGUGGUCCUGCUGGGCUUCCCACUGAUGCAUCCCAUGAGCGCCGAGGUCCGGAGGAACGACCUGGAGAUGUACGAGCCCGUCACCGACCCGGCCGGGCCGGCCAUGACCUGGAGCAUGUUUGCCGUGGGCUGGCUGGAGCUGAAGGAGCUGCAGAGAGCCCGGAGCCAGCUGCAGAAGUGCUUCAGCAACAUCACAGAGCCCUUCAAGGUCGUCCUCUUCGGCUUCACGGGGUUCAGGAUCACGAGGUCCGGCCUCCUCUUUGAUCCCGCCUUUCCCGACGAUAUCACCAAGCUGAACAUCUCCGGCGUCUCCUACUUGGGCAACAAACUGGGGGUGACCAUCACCAGGGAGGAGACCAGGAUGGAAGUGACUGAGACCUGCCGGGACCCUCCGGCGUCUGCCCUGGAAGCUGUGCUGGAGUCGGGACAGCGCUUUCCCCUGAGGGAAGGGCAGAGCAUCUCCUUCCCCACAGCGCCCGGAUGGAUCCAGAGGUCCCCCGGCAGGACCCCCUAAACCUUGGCUGAUCCGGGCAUUGCCCCUUGGAGCAGCAGACCUGGGAUGCUGGGGGUGGGGAAAGGUAACAGUGGGUGGAGAGGGGGUGCCAGGCUGUGCCAGGAGGCCUUUGCCCCCCAGGACUGUGUGUGCCACCUGUCGCUGUGGCCCCGGGGGUCGGUGGCCGGAGCUGUCACCAUGGCCAGAGCGGUCACCGCGUCAGAGCCUCCCACUGCCCUCCACACAUCUCUUACUCGGCACAGGAGAGGAAACCCAGCCUGAAAACGACCAUUUCAGACGUGUUUUCUAAACACCCAGGAGCUGUCUGUGCUCUCAGGUGUUUGUGUUUGUAAGGAAGCCCCUUCCUGACUCCAGGAUCCUGACUCCAGCCCCUCCAGCAUGUCCUGCCCCACUCCUCACCUUCCCGCCGCUUUGCUCCGUGGGCUCAAAGGCUGUGGAGGCUCAGCCAGCGCUGUUCCACCAGAUGAGUGAUGUUUUGGCACUGAGUAUUACCCCAAGAUGUGCAGCCGAAAGCCUUUUAGCCCCGUGUUGGCAGCACACAGCUCCUUCCCCGUUGUUUGUUGUGCAACAUCCCUUACGUGUUCUUAAACCCUUAUCUGCAUUA
Molecule: messenger RNA, 2795 nt
Organism: Corvus hawaiiensis (hawaiian crow)
Lineage: Eukaryota; Metazoa; Chordata; Aves; Passeriformes; Corvidae
Gene: PGGHG
Product: protein-glucosylgalactosylhydroxylysine glucosidase
Exons: 14
Coding region: 170-2191 (673 amino acids)
Biological process (GO): carbohydrate metabolic process
Molecular function (GO): catalytic activity
Source: RefSeq, a predicted model, not a curated record